Toxotes jaculatrix (banded archerfish) is the source of this 3793-nucleotide messenger RNA. It is a transcript of the gene rnf111, whose product is annotated as ring finger protein 111. Gene Ontology annotation, molecular function: SMAD binding; ubiquitin protein ligase activity; SUMO polymer binding. The record is from RefSeq and is a predicted model, not a curated record. The transcript has 16 exons. Lineage: Eukaryota; Metazoa; Chordata; Actinopteri; Toxotidae. Gene Ontology annotation, biological process: positive regulation of transforming growth factor beta receptor signaling pathway; positive regulation of DNA-templated transcription; ubiquitin-dependent protein catabolic process. The coding region runs from base 193 to 3291 and encodes 1032 amino acids. Gene Ontology annotation, cellular component: cytoplasm; nucleus.
UUUUUCUCCAACGGCGGCGCUGUAGCCGUGAGCCGUAGCCAGCGAACAGACGACCUGCUGGGUAAACAACAGUGGAUUCCUCGGAAGGCAGGAAUGGGAACUUCGUCGAGGGCUGAUAGAUUUAUCCUCACAUGUUUGAAAAAGGACGGUGACACAAUUUGAAAAAAAGGACUUAGACCCAGACCUGCCACCAUGAAGAGUGAGGUGCCAUCUGAGGCCCCCAGCAGACAGGAGCAUCUGAAGGAGCCACUGGUUAACCCAGAGCCAAUGGAGGCAGCCAAGAACUUCCCUAACAACAUGGAGGUGAUUGGAAAGGCAGGCAGUGAUUUUGAAACCCUUUGUGAGUCCAGGCAUCGGCCCCUGAGGGACACAGGAACACACAGAGACUCAGAACGGAGCCUCCCUGCUCGCAGAAAAAGAAAAGGCCAACAGGCAGGGCCUUCAGACUGCUCACUGAAGGAGGGCCACAUCAGUGAGAGUUCACUGGCCCCUCAGCGUCCAAGGGUAGAACUUUUACAGCACCCCAGUGAGGAUGAACAUAAUCAUGAGUCCUCUUUUAGUGACUGUGCUUCCUCCCCUUCCUCUAGCCUGCGAUUUGGGGACUCAGACACUCUCAGCUCAGAGGAUGAAGGGGAAGCUGGAGCAACAGGGGGCCAACACAAGGCUCCUGCCCUGACAACAGGAGGAGCCACUGGACACGGUCUGCGCCCUGUUCUGGGUCGAACUCGGGGGAAUCGUUCUCAUAAAUGGGUGCGGUCUGAGGCUGAGCCAGUGCUGCUGAAGCGGCCGUGCCUGAACAGCCGACGGCCUCUGCAUAGGAAACGCUUUGUGAAAACAACUCCUGGAGGGGGUCAGCGGACUCAGAAGCAAAAAGAGCGACUAUUACUUCAGAGGAAGAAACGUGAAGUGAUUGCACAGAGGAAGUAUGCUCUUCUCCAUAGCACCAGUAGUUCUAGCGAGGAGCUGAGUAGUGACUCGUCCUCCCCCUCUUCGACUGAAGCAGAAGAUGAGCUGUAUGUAGAUGUCAGCAGCACCAGUAGCCAGCCCAACAGUGCUGCUGUAGCCACAGGUGCUCUAGAUGAGGAUGUGGUGGUGAUCGAGUCAACCCCAGCUCCAGCCCCUGCUGUCCCUGCAAGCGAGGAGAUCAACGUCACCUCCACUGACAGUGAGGUGGAGAUCGUCACAGUCGGAGAUGGUUUCAGGUCACGCUCAGUGGGGGGUAUUGGCAGGAUUUGGGCUAAUAGUUGCUCCCAGAAUCGCCUUCAGGAGCCACGUGGACGUCACAGACUCUCCACUGUCAUCCAACCACUGCGUCAGAAUGCUGGGGAGGUGGUGGACCUCACUGUUGAUGAAGAUGAUCUCUCAGUUGUGCCAACAACCUCUAGCAGCAUUCACCCUCAAACAGUCAGGUCGUCGUCGUCAUCAUCUUCCCAUCAUGCCUCUACCUCAGAGCUCAAUGAUGCCCCAGGCCCUUCCACUAGCUGCCCAGGCUCAAUACCUGAAAGUAUGCACACACAGAGGCCAAGUGGCUCUUCUCGCACAGCCACAGAGGAUGACAGCAGACCAGGUUUGUCUGGAACAGCAGGAGAAAACACUGGCACGACCAUGCCCAGACUCCCAUCCUGCUGUCAGCAGCACUCCCCAUGUGGAGGUCCCUCUCCUGGUCACCUGUCCCUGAGCCACUCCCAUUCAAGCUGCUUGCAGGCGUCAUCCUCUCAGCAGACCAGCAGCUCGCAGCACAGCCACGGUCACAGCCACAGCAAUGCUCAUCACUUCCUACACCAUGUCCAUCACCCAGCACCGCAGCCCCCGGGGUCCCUGCCCUUUCAAGAGUCUAGCUGCCCUGUGGAGCGGCCCAGCGCUCUGCCCGCACCCUGCGCUGGAGUCAGCAGCAGCAGCAACAGUAGUAGUAGCAGCAGCAACACAGCCCACUACCAUGACCAGCAAACUCUGCCAGUGGACCUGAGCAACAGCAGUGUUCGGAGUGGUGGAAAUAGCGGGACUAGUUUCCAUGGCAGCACCUCAGCCUUUGACCCUUGCUGCCCAGGCUCCACCUCACGGCCUCCUGCUUAUGUCUCCCAAGCCACCCCUGGGCCCAGCCAGCCAGCUGUGGUGGACUCGUUCAGCUCCUCCAUGGUCGCCCAGCCCCAGCCACAAACGCAACCCCAGCCCUGUAGACAUUACAUCCACCCCUCCUAUGGUUCUCUAGCACGCUCACUGCAUCAUCAGCCCUCCUCCACCUGUCCUCACUCCCAUGGGAACCCCCAGCUUACACCUCAGCCCGCUCCACAAGGCGAUUAUGUCAUUCCCCACACUGUCACCUUUCAUCCGCCGCUGCCAUCCCACCCUUCAGGCCACGCCGUGCCCCCUGCCCCUCCCCCUCCUCUUUCUACCCACCACCUUUCUAGUUCAAGUGCCCCACUGGCGCAGCACCUGCCUGCGGACCACCAGACCUUGCAGCACCAUAUGCCGGCACUGGGAGCCUCUGUACAGCGGCUGCAUCAACACGAGAUGCUGCAGAGGAUGGAGGUCCAGAGGCGCAGGAUGAUGCAGCACCCUACACGAGCACAUGAGCGUCCGCCUCCACACCCACACAGAAUGCACCCCAACUACGGCCAUGGACACCACAUCCAUGUGCCACAAACUAUGUCUUCCCACCCUCGCCAGCCUGAGCAGAGAACAGCAUGGGAGCUUGGCAUCGACACUGGAGUGACUGUGGCACCGUACCCUCCAGGGCACCUGCACUCCCACUUGCCCCACUACCACCCUCCCCCCAGACUGCACCACUUCCCCAUUCCCUUCAUGCACACUGGCAUAUCUGAAGUGACCUACCCGCACAUUCGGUACAUCUCAUCUAGAAUGACUGGCUUUGGAAGAACCUAUGAGGACCUGCUGCAUUUAGAGGAAAGACUGGGGACUGUGAACCGAGGAGCCUCUCAGGGAACCAUAGAGAGGUGCACUUACCCACACAAGUACAAAAAGAAGGUGUUGGAGAGAGACAUUGACCAACAGUUAACCCCUGAAGCUUGGGCAUCUAUUGGGAAAAAUAUGCACGCAACCCCAGAAUCGAGAAAGCUGCAUGGUAAGCAAGACGAAGACGAGGGGGCAGACGAAGACACAGACGAAAAAUGCACCAUCUGUCUGUCGAUACUGGAGGAGGGGGAGGACGUCAGGCGCCUACCAUGUAUGCACCUCUUCCAUCAGCUGUGUGUGGAUCAGUGGCUCCUCACCAAUAAGAAGUGCCCCAUCUGCAGAGUGGACAUUGAGGCGCAGUUGUCUGCUGAGAGUUGAUGCUGUUUUUUUUUUUUUGACCCUUUUGUUGAAAAUUUAUUUUGAGAUCAUAUUAAUUUUCUCUUCAGUACUGCAGUCAACCAAAGAUGGCAUGAAUUACCUGUGCAGCUCCACUACGAGAAAAUAAUAAAAAAAAAAAACAUCUGACAAAAAAGCAUUGAGCCUAGAGUGCCAGCUAUCACAUAUUACUACAACAGCUAGAAUUCUCCAUUAAGGGUUUAAGAUUUUAUUGUAUUUAUAAAGCUUUUAUGUAGCUUUUGAUUGUUUCCUCAAGUGUCAUUUUUUUUGUUUCUCUGCAUGUUUCCUUGCAAUGCAUUUCUUUGCACAUAUAACGUGGGCUUAACACAGCCUAACAACUUGCAGGUGAGGAUAGCUGCUCUAGUAAAGAUGCAUUUCUGUAAACCUAAUGCCUUGCUUUACUAGAAUAGAAUGUCAACCUCCAGUUUAAAAAAAAAAACAUUGCAGGAUUCAUUUUACCAAUCAUUGUAUUGAUUAGUUUAUG